AGCUCAGGUUUGAGUCGGGGGGAGGAGAGAGGAGGGGAAGGGACUGAGGCAAGACUGGAGUUCAGAGCAGACUAUUUAAAUGGGGGAACCUGGCAAAGAGGCAUGUUGCAUCUUGCUGUGGUUCAGUUUCACAGGAGCAGCGACAAGUGCAAUUACACAGGUAAGACCAUUCCAUUAUAUUUUACUGUAUAGAUAGUAUUAUGGGGUUAAAAAUAAAUGAUAAUAAGUAUAGUAAUAUUAACUCUAAAACUUGAAAUGCUAAAUGAAAGCUUUAAUAGGAUUAUCAGUGAAUGAGCAUAUUUCUGUCACGGCAUCUUGAUUGUUUCCUUUUCGUUUUUAGGAUGCACAUCCCUCUGGCCCUUCUCUUUCUCGUGGCGGCUCCUGGUUGCGCAAGUGUUUCCACAAAGAGGGACUCCAUCAGAAAUACCCGACACAACAUAAUAAAUAUCGCUCAAAUCACUCUGGUCCACAUUAAGAAACUGAGGACAAAGUUGCCGGUCGCUCCACAGAUAGAGGUCAGCUGCCCCUCUAUCGAGGGACUGACCAGCAUCAGCCGUGACCUUGGACUUCUGGAUAAUGAGCUGUGGAGCCCUUUCACCGAGCUCCUCAGCCAGAUCCAGGCCGACGUGUCCAGCUUGGAGGGAAGGGUGCGCUCCCUCGCCCUGACCAUGGACUGUCCUGCCACGGCCAGGCCCAAAGGAGAGACCAGGGACACUUCGUUCCCGCACAGUCACCUUUACCUGACUCUGACCAAGGUGCAGCGCUACCUGGACAAGUUGCUUCUCCACAAGGACAAGCUCAAGGUCUGCUGAGAAACCCGCUCACAUCACACUCCUGCCUUGUCUUGCUGUAAUGCAGAUGUGCACAGACUUCUUAUUUGCACAAACAGCUCAGUGUAGUCAGCGACACAAUUUGUCUAAUUUCAUUUGCACAGAAUAUUUUUCAUGCAGCAACAUGGACAUUUGUGAUGAAAACCAUGUGAUUCAUUGUCAAUUUUCAAGCAAUAAUUCUCGUCCUCUAGUUGCAAAAAAGUUUGCAAAACAAGUUUUUGAGGUGCAACGUUUUUAAUGUUUCUGCAACAAAUAUUUUAUACAAGUUUGAAAAAUAUUUGAACUGUAGAUUUGUUUUAUAUCAUCUGUAGACUUAUUUAUAUUAUUUGAAAAUAAACUGAUAUAAGUAGAUGUAAAAACAAAUAUUUCUUCAAGUGUGGAUUAGUUUAAAACUUGAAUGUGGAUGAAGUGGGUUCAUUCUAUUAUGUUCAAAAAUCUUUAAAAACAACGAAAGUUGAUCUAAUUGUUAAUGUUUUAUGUUAGAAGUGUGCUGUUUAUUGUAAUAUGUUUUUACAACAAAAAUGUUUCUGUCCUUUGUUAUAUUAAACUUUGCAAUAAAGAUUUUAGUCAAUAUUUUUUGCCUGUAGAUUUUCUUUUUACAUGUACUGAUUUGAAAAGAAAUCUAAUGUUUAAAAAAAAACCCGAAUCAACCUCCUGCCUGACAAAAAUGUUCACCCCCUCACAAUAAAAAUAGCAAAUUCACAUAACAUUUUAAAAACCAAAUUCACAUGCUUUAUAAAUCUUAAUGUAUUUAAGUGUAAAAUUGAUAAAUGUAUUGUUUUACGUCAGAAAACUCAUACACUGAGAUUCAGUUUAAUUAGCCCAUGUUAAAAGCUAUAUUGAAAAUAUAAUACAAUUUAAAUACUUUCCCACUCUCCCACAAUUAAUUCACAGUUCAACGCUUGACUCGUCUUCCUCAAUUUCAGCUAAUUUAUUUGAG
Molecule: messenger RNA, 1770 nt
Organism: Scophthalmus maximus (turbot)
Lineage: Eukaryota; Metazoa; Chordata; Actinopteri; Pleuronectiformes; Scophthalmidae
Gene: lepa
Product: leptin a
Exons: 2
Coding region: 291-812 (173 amino acids)
Source: RefSeq, a predicted model, not a curated record